CUUGAGGUCACGGGCCGGUCGAACAGGAUUAGUCGGAUUCUGCCAUAGGCGAAUUUGGUACGCCGGUGGUCAACAAAAAAAAAUUGUAUAUCCCCACCAAAAAAAAUUGAAUAUACGGCAAAUAUCAGCAGUUAGUUAACUUCAUUCUCUUUCCCUUUUAGCUUCGGAUCCGACCCAUUUAGCUUCGUUUCCGAACCUAUACAAACUCGACCGUUGCAGCCGGACUUAAUUUUUAAAAAAUGACUACUCUAUUUUCCUACCGAAAAAACUCAAAUCUCCUCCCCCGAAAUUCUCUCACAUCUUUCUCUCUCUCUAGAAAUGGUGUCCAAGGUAGUGAAAAGAACCCCCACAAAAUCCAUCAGAAACCGGAAAAACCUCCCUUUCACCCAUCGCCGCAGCCGCACCAAGUCUCCGAUCAAGAAUACAGCCGCUGCCGCCGCCGUCGCCUCUAUCAACAAAUCAUUCCACACCUGCCACCGCCACCUCAUCAAGAUCUUCACGAAGCUCGCCCGCAUCGCCACCCCCAGAAAAACCCCACGCAAGAAGGGCUACAAAAUCCUCGAAAAAGCCCCAUCAAAUCCCCCCUCCGAUAUCCGGCGAACUCUAUUCACCGACAAAUACCCUCUCCCUCCGCCCCUAAACCCUAGGAAAAAUACCAUUUUCCUCGACCUCGACGAAACCCUAGUUCACUCCACCUCUACCGUGCCUCCGGAGAGGUACGAUUUCGUCGUCCGCCCCGUAAUCGACGGCGAGAAAUCCGAAUUCUACGUCUUGAAAAGGCCUUUCGUUGAUGAAUUUUUGAGCUAUUUGAGUGAGAAAUUCGAGAUUGUGAUUUUCACAGCUGGAAUUGAGGAGUAUGCGUCUCUGGUUCUCGAUAAGCUCGAUUGGAGGAAGGCGAUCUCGCAUCGAUUGUAUCGUAAUUCGUGUAGAGCUGUGGAUGGGAAAUUCGUGAAGGAUUUGGGGGAAAUUGGGAGGGAGCUGAGCAGGGUGGUGAUUAUCGAUGAUAAUCCCAAUUCGUAUCAAUUUCAGCCAGAAAAUGCGAUUCCGAUUAGGCCGUUUGUGGAUGAUCUUGGCGAUGAGGAGCUGAGGAAGAUGAUGCAGCUGUUUGAAGGCUGUGAUUUGGGAGAGGAUUUGAGGGAUUUUAUUAGGUACAGGAUUCCGACUAGGCUUUAGUGUUUAUAAUUUGCUUUGAUUUUUUGGGCUUGAUUCGUUUCGGGGUUUUGAUUUAUCGAACAUAUUGUGUUCUAUUUGAUGUUUUAAUUUCAAUUUUACGAGUAUUAUAA
This is a messenger RNA of Salvia splendens (bonfire salvia), 1283 nucleotides long. Its product is annotated as probable C-terminal domain small phosphatase. Lineage: Eukaryota; Viridiplantae; Streptophyta; Magnoliopsida; Lamiales; Lamiaceae. The transcript has 2 exons. Bases 319 to 1173 code for a protein of 284 amino acids. Gene Ontology annotation, molecular function: phosphatase activity. The record is from RefSeq and is a predicted model, not a curated record.